Messenger RNA from Peromyscus maniculatus bairdii (prairie deer mouse), 674 nucleotides. NCBI's taxonomy places the organism in Eukaryota, Metazoa, Chordata, Mammalia, Rodentia, Cricetidae. The record is from RefSeq and is a predicted model, not a curated record.
AUGUGGUGGGAGGGUACCAGCUGGUGUGCCGCAGAGGACUCUAAAAACUCUCCCACACAGAGGACAGGUGUGGGCCUUACGGGAACGGGGAGCUGGAGGCAACCUAAAUGCCCGUCUCUGGGCGAGUGGGAAGAACUGCUGCUUCAGAAGGAUGUCCGGUGUAGCACCAACCCCUUUCCCAGUAGCUGGAAACUGGGCCAGCUGCAGGUCCAGGAGCGCCCCAGGGCCUUGCAGGCUGAGCUGGCCCUGACACUGAAGGUCCUAGAGAACAUGACUGACUCAGCCCUGGUCCCCAUCCUGGACCAGCCUCUUCACACCCUGCGCCACAUCCACUCACAGCUGCAGGCCUGUACGCAGCCUCAGCCCACAGCAGAGCCCAGGCCUGUGAGCCGCCGCCUCUCACGCUGGCUGCACAGACUCCAGGAGGCCCAGAGGAAGGAGACCCCCGGCUGCCUGGAGGACUCUGUCACUUCCAACCUCUUCCGCCUGCUCAUCCGGGACCUGAAGUGUGUGGCCAGCGGAGAUCAGUGUGCCUGAGUACAGAGGCCGGGCACCGCGUGUCAGAGACUCUGCACUCUACACUCGGCCCCACACCUACCUUAACUUAUUUCCUCUCACCCUUUAUUUAUGAAGCUGCAACCCAGGUUGGGUUUAUUUUCAUACUUUUAUACAAU